AUGGACUCGCACAGCCUGGAUCGAGCAUCACAGUAUCUCAACAACCUCCUCCUUGCUCGCGGCCUCCUUCCCAGCGGCAAGGCGAUCGAUUUCGCGCAGCCCGACCGUCAUGGACAAAGCACGGAUGCGACCAUGUCCCGAGUGAUCAAUCUCGUCCACGACCUGGUCCUACGACGAGAUCAAGAUGCAGAGCAGAGGGAAAAUUUGGCCAUGAACAUCCGCAAAGCCCGGGUGGACGAAGCUCAACGGCUCUUGGAUCUCCAGCGCCUACAAGACAAGAAUGCCGAACUCGUGCGGGAGGCUUCAACUGCGGAGGCGCAGGAAAGAACACUCAAGGCUGCAGCCCGCAGAGCGGACGCUCAGGCGAAAGAAUUGAAGGAUCAAAUGCUCAAGAUGAAAUCCACCAUGGACCAGGUGCGCGCAAAAUGUUUGAGCGAUGUCCGGAAAAGGGACGUCGAGCUCGACAAGUUGAAGGCGCACCUGGCAUCGAUACAGCGAGGACGGAAAGACGCAUCGGGAAUGAAGAUCAAUGUCAUCAACUUCGAACCGGAACACAAAGGCAAAGAGAAGCGCAAUGGACGAGAGGUCAAGGGGGCCGAAUGCGGCCUGGAGAAAGAAACAAAUGAUUUCCUGGCAGCCAUAGUAAAUGAGACGAGUACGGAGAACGUAUCUCUGAGGCGAAUAAUCACAGAGACUAUGGACGUACUACGAGAUCUGACCGACAUGGAGAACACCUGCGCGAAUGGAAUGGUUGACGAGGACUCUGAUGAUGAUAAUGGAAUUGGCAUACCAGGACAGGACCGCAAGUCGAGACGAACAAUAGCCACCCGACAACGUCAUAACCUGACUUCUUGCGACGCCUUGGCGACCCGGAUGGCCGCCACCCUCGACCACUGCCGGACGAUAUUGAAGGACCCAUCUUUUGUCCCCAUCGAGGAGGUGCAGCUGCGUGACGAUGAAAUCAUCAAGCUGAGGAUUGGCUGGGAGAAGAUGGCCAACAGAUGGAAGGAGGCAGUGACUAUGAUGGACAAUUGGCGCCGCAAAAUGGGGGAGAACGGCGAAAGCCUGCCGGGUCAAGAUCUUUCGGGUUUGGAAUAUGGUAAAAGCAUGGCAGUAUUCCCUGAUGGUCAACCAAUCUUUGGAGCCGAAGAAGAACUGUCUUCGAUCCUUUACGAAAACACUAAUAUAGAGGACAUCGAGUCGGCGAACACGAACGAGGGCAUCGAUCGCGAGUGUCCGGUAUUUAUGCAAAGGGAGGAUGCCAAUCACGCAGAAGAAAUUGUUGAAAGACCGCCUGGUUCUGCCCGAAAACGAAGAGCAUCGAUUGCUCGGAAGGCUGCCCUGAACAUAGGAAAACCAGUCCGUCCGCUCCGGGCAAUCGACCAGAAUAUCUAUCCUUCGCCGACACGAGCGGUGAAGCCCAAAAAUUUCUCGAAACAGAGCAGUAACUCAGACAUUGGCGAUUCGGAUGGCCGGUUUUGUGACGAGAAUGAAAUGUCGACGGGAAAUGAGAUUAAACAUGAGGGCGAAAAGAUGACUGUGCCUACGAAGCUGGCAAUGGUUGAGGCGGAAGCAGUCGAGGUACAGAAGCGUCCUGUUGCUACAACAAACAAAAGAAAGAACGGUCAGCCUAGAACUACGGGAAGAGCCACGAGAAGAAGGAGCACACUCAGUCCUGACGAGCUUGCUGAGUUAAUGGGCAUCGCAUAGACUACUCAGCCCAAACUCCGUGUUGUGCAUGGUUUUACUAAUUUACUGGACGAACUGGAUGAUGGUGUUGGAUAUUGGGUUGGUUACUAAAAAGGUGUAUUCACAUUGCACCUAUAGGCGAGAGGCAUGUUGCUCAUUCACGAGCACGUAUCUGUACCUCGCUUUGCCCGCCUCCAUAUCCACAAUUGCUCGAUUCGCGUCUUUCAUCGGGACAUUGUUAUUCCAGGACUUCCAAUGCUGCUUCCUGUAAUGCUGCAUCGUUUUCCUAGCAGCUGAAAGCCAUUGACCGGGGGCAGAGCGUCCUCGGGAGCACCUAUCUGCACAAACACACCGUCGACCCGCAGGAGUUGGAGGUACUGUUGUAGAGGCAUCUUAGGACUGGAGACGGUGCUCACGAUGAUGUCGAGGCUUUUCCUGUGCUUGCGAUUCCACCCUUUAUCCUCGUCGGUGGCAAUGAAGUCGUCAGCGCCCAUUUUCAGAGCAUCCGCUUUCUUUGUCGACGUUCUCGAUAUGGCCACGACCUUG
This is a messenger RNA of Exophiala oligosperma, 2235 nucleotides long. RefSeq lists its product as uncharacterized. The record is from RefSeq and is a predicted model, not a curated record. The coding region runs from base 1 to 1710 and encodes 569 amino acids. The transcript is spliced from 3 exons. NCBI's taxonomy places the organism in Eukaryota, Fungi, Ascomycota, Eurotiomycetes, Chaetothyriales, Herpotrichiellaceae.